AUGGCUGCGCCUGCAUUCAACCCGCAAGCAUGGGUCUAUGCACUUUCACUCGCUGCAAGCCAGUACCCAGAGCUGCGCGUGAGAGAAACAGCCAGCGAAUGGGCUGAGCGGAUUCUAGAAUUUCGAGCCCUGUCCGACACGAUCCAGCAGACCAAGACAGGCAUACUACAGGCCGAGUCUGCGAACUCCGGCAAGGCCCCCGCUGCGCUGUAUAUACAGCUGCAGGAAGAAGAGGAGCGGACCGAAGAAGUCUCCCGCGAAAUUCGGAGCUUGCGGACUUCCAUCGCCCGAUUGCUCAGCGAGGUCCAAAACAGGAUACGUGCAAUGGCUCUGGCUCUGAGCACCGGAGAAGAGGUCUGCUUCUGUCAGACGUGCCGCGAGGAAAUAGACGAGGAUGAAGAUUUUACUUAG
Penicillium canariense is the source of this 411-nucleotide messenger RNA. RefSeq lists its product as uncharacterized. The coding region runs from base 1 to 411 and encodes 136 amino acids. The record is from RefSeq and is a predicted model, not a curated record. The transcript is spliced from 2 exons. NCBI's taxonomy places the organism in Eukaryota, Fungi, Ascomycota, Eurotiomycetes, Eurotiales, Aspergillaceae.